Carya illinoinensis is the source of this 1352-nucleotide messenger RNA. Its product is annotated as PI-PLC X-box domain-containing protein DDB_G0293730. The coding region runs from base 175 to 1131 and encodes 318 amino acids. Gene Ontology annotation, molecular function: phosphoric diester hydrolase activity. NCBI's taxonomy places the organism in Eukaryota, Viridiplantae, Streptophyta, Magnoliopsida, Fagales, Juglandaceae. The record is from RefSeq and is a predicted model, not a curated record. Gene Ontology annotation, biological process: lipid metabolic process. The transcript has a single exon.
UGAAGAAGUCUCAUUAUACCAUUAUAAAAUCCCAUCUGACGUUACAAUGCUUGAUAUUAAAACCCAUAAACCUAAUUUUUUUCUUUGCAGAUCAGAAAUAAAAAGAAAGAAAAGGAAACACAAACCAGGAGAAAAAAGAAAGAACUUGACUUCUUUUUCUUCUUUUGCAUUGAGAUGGGUUCCCAGGUUUCCAAACAAGUGAAGCGACGAAAGGCGAUCUCGACGGAGAAGAAAAGUCUGUGUGAUCUUCAAGGAGGCUGUGGUCAUGAAUUUCCCGGCAGUGACUACAGGCCUCCAGAUAGAAAGAACUGGAUGUCUGGCCUCAACCCAGAGAAGCUUCGUGUGAAUCAGAUAGUAUGGCCUGGAACCCAUGAUUCUGCUACCAACAAGAUCGGCUUCCCAUUCGUUUCUCGCCCUUUUGCGCAAUGCCAGUCUUUGUCCAUCUAUCACCAACUUGUGAGAGGCACCAGGGUUCUUGAUAUCCGAGUUCAGGAGGAUCGCCGCGUGUGCCAUGGAAUCCUUGUCACAUAUAGUAUUGACACUGUCAUCAAAGAUAUCAAGAAGUUCUUGUCGGAGACACAGUCAGAGAUCAUAAUCUUGGAGAUUCGCACCGAGUUUGGGCACCAAGACCCUGCUGACUUUGGUAAGUACCUGGAGGAUCAGCUUGGGGAGUUUCUGAUUCAUCAGGAUGACCAUGUGUUUGGAAAAACAAUUGCAGAACUGUUGCCAAAGAGAAUUAUCUGUGUAUGGAAGCCGAGGAAUUCACCUCACCCCAAGCCUGGGAGCCCCUUAUGGAGUGCUGGUUAUUUGAAGGAUAAUUGGAUUGACACGGAUUUGCCAUCGACAAAGUUCGAGAGCAACUUGAAGCAUUUGAGCGAGCAACCACCGGUUUCAUCGAGGAAAUUCUUUUACAGGGUGGAGAAUACAGUCACCCCACAGGCUGAUAACCCAGUCUUGUGUGUUAAGCCCGUGACAGGACGGAUUCACAAGUAUGCAAGGUUGUUUAUUACUCAGUGCGUCUCCAGGAGUUGCGCGGAUCGAUUGCAGAUCUUCUCCACGGAUUUCAUUGAUGAGGAUUUUGUCGAUGCAUGCGUUGGGCUUACACAUGCAAGGAUCGAAGGGAAAGCCUAAAAUUUUCUCGGUUGUGCAAUUUUUUUACCUCCUUGUCUUGUUCAAUAGCAUAUUACAAUGUCCUUGCAUAGUACUAUCAUGUUCUUCAUCCAUGGAAACUGGUGCGUUACUGUUAAAUGGAUCUGCUGUUAAUUUGUUUGUUUGUAAUGUAAUGUAUGAUGUACAAAUUAAGGGCUGAAUAAUAUCAAUCAUAAAUUGGGAGUGAUUUGUUUUGGUUUGAA